UGGAUCACAGCACACCUUCCUUCAAACAGAACAACUCUUCACUGCACAGAAGAAACCAUGUUCCCUAGAGACUCUUCACAUGCAAAUGUGUUGAUCGUUUUAUAAAUGAACGGGUUUAAAACUCAUCAGCUGCGAAAAUAAUGACACUUCAUGAUACGAUGGAGAGUAAGAAGUCAGACGAAGAGAUCGACGACUCUGAGGAAGACGAGAAGGAUUCUGCACUGGAUUCAUCAACCGGCUAUGCAACACACGACACGCUGUAUGAAAAUCUGCCGAACAUAGAGGAAACCAAUGUAACCGCAUCAACAAAUGAAGAAGCUUGUUAUUUCAUGGUUGUGACAGAGGAAUUGCGCAUCAUGUUGCUGGGGGCGAGAGGCGGAAAAAGCUCCACCGGGAACACCAUCCUGAGGUGCAGCGCUUUUAUAUCGGACAUGCAGCUGAGCAGAGUCACACAGUUCUGUGAAAGAGCAUCUGGAAACAUCAACGACCGGCCCGUGGCCAUCAUCGACACGCCGGGUCUGAACAGGGUCGGCCGCACGGAGAGGGCGGUGACCCGGGAGAUCCUAAAGUCCAUCUCUCUGUAUGCUCCAGGGCCGCACGUGUUUCUGCUGGUCAUGCCCGUUGGGAACUUAACCAACGAUGACAAAAGCAUGCAUAAACUCAUCGAGAGCAUGUUCGGGGAGACUGUCUGGAAGUACACCAUCAUCGUGUUCACUCACGGAGACCGUCUGGAGGGCAAGGCGCCGAACGACGUCAUCGCGCGCUCCGACGACGAGCUCCGGGGCUUCAUCCAUCAGUGCAGCGGCGGCUUCCUGUUCUUCAACAACAAGGACACCGAGAACUACGAGCCCGUCACGGAACUCUUGAAGAAGGUCGAGACCCUCGUGGCCAUCAACGGGAAGAGCUGCUACACGCCGUCUUUUUACCCGGCCUCGGAGAGGAGGAUCAGGAGGAAAAUGGAGAAGAUCUUGGAGAAGAGAAAGGAGAAGAUUGCACAGAAGGAGAGGGAGCUGGCGAUAUACUGCAAAACUGAGCAGGAGGUGGAGAGAAAAACGAGGGAACUCUGGAGAAUAGAAGAAGACGAUGCAAGAAAAAAGGCCGGGAAUCCAGCCAAACAAAAAAAGCCUAUGAGUCUAGCCAAAAAAUCAUCGGGCCAGAAGUGUCCCACCUAGAAACUCUAAUAAUCAUUCGACCUAGAUAUUUUUUUAUUGCUUAGGUAAAUGGAUAUGCCCAGUUUAAUCCACUUGAAAGGUUAUAUCUUUUCCAUAAACUCAUUAAUGUCAAAUAUGAUGUCCAAUCAAGUUUGUUCAUUCGAAUUAAAUCACUCCCUGAAAAAAGCUCAGUCAGAAAAGAAACUUAUAAUGAAAAAGUUUUUACUGCUGCAUUUAAUCAUUUUUCUUCUGUUGCUCCUAAUAUUUUUUACCUUUAAAAAUGUAGUUCUUUGUAUGGCAUUUAAAUAUUAUCACACUACUUUUUUAUGUUGUUGUUAGAAGUAAAUUUAACCUGUGGUCUAUAGAUGAAUUACUGUACCACAAAUACUGCAUGACUAAAAAAUGCAUGAAACUUAUUUAAUCUAAUAUAAAUUUAAAUGCCACUACUUUCAAGUGACAAAAGACAAGACUAAAAAAGGUUCCUGUUUAAUAAAUCUGGAUUAAAUAUCAUGAGUGUAAACAGAAAAGCCUCUUCCAGUUAAGAAUUAUUUUCAUAUUGUUUUUGAUCCACUAACCUGAGGGAAAAAUGAAACACGAUGAAACAAGUCACAUAUUGCACCACUGUAAAAAAAAAUAUUCAGGAUAAAGAGUGUUAAAUUAAGUGUUAAAGAGUGUUUAAUUUAGAAACAGAAACUCAAAUCAUUGUGCUGGCCAGAUUUAAAAAAAAACAACUGGUGUCUUUCUCCUCCCUCCGGUGUUUCAGACAGACAGUUCAUUUCCUUCUGUCUGACGUUCUGUCUUUCUUUUGAACCUCUUGAGAUGACAUACCAGAGUGCUCCAGUAACACAAGUGGUUUGACUACAUGCUCUGGUUACUUCUGCAUCAUGA
Molecule: messenger RNA, 2039 nt
Organism: Puntigrus tetrazona (Sumatra barb)
Lineage: Eukaryota; Metazoa; Chordata; Actinopteri; Cypriniformes; Cyprinidae
Product: GTPase IMAP family member 9
Molecular function (GO): GTP binding
Source: RefSeq, a predicted model, not a curated record